Molecule: messenger RNA, 4595 nt
Organism: Puntigrus tetrazona (Sumatra barb)
Lineage: Eukaryota; Metazoa; Chordata; Actinopteri; Cypriniformes; Cyprinidae
Gene: eif2b3
Product: eukaryotic translation initiation factor 2B, subunit 3 gamma
Exons: 11
Coding region: 275-1681 (468 amino acids)
Biological process (GO): biosynthetic process; cytoplasmic translational initiation
Cellular component (GO): guanyl-nucleotide exchange factor complex; eukaryotic translation initiation factor 2B complex
Molecular function (GO): guanyl-nucleotide exchange factor activity; translation initiation factor activity
Source: RefSeq, a predicted model, not a curated record
CGCACGAAUCAUUUACAAGUAGCGGUCUUAUGUCAUCUCGAAAUAUCUGGUCAGUUAUUGUAGACUACUCCAGAUAAAGCAUUUCGAUGGGUUUUAUUUGUUUGUAUUCUUUGUGUUUAAAUAGAUUGUACAGGUUUUAGCAGUAAUAGUUAAAGAUAGCGAGUCUAGUGACAGACUCACAUGAGCGUCUGCUACAGUGCUGCGGAUUUUCACGUGCACGUACUCAAUACUUUACAAAUCAGAAACAUUUGGAUUAGCAAUACAGGUGUUAGGGAUGGAGCUGCAGGCGGUGCUGAUGGCAGCAGGUGGAGGUUCCAGGAUGAUGGAUCUCACCUAUAACACCCCCAAACCUCUGCUGCCUGUGGGCAACAGACCCCUCAUCUGGUACCCCCUCAACCUCCUGGAGAGAGUGGGCUUUGAAGAGGUGAUUGUCAUAACCACUAAAGAGGUUCAGAAGGCCCUGAGCACUGAUCAGCGCCUGAAGUCAGAUGUAAAGAUGAGGUUGGAUGUUGUAUGUAUUCAGGAGGAAGCUGACAUGGGCACCGCAGAUGCCCUUCGACACAUACAGCAGAAGAUCAAGACAGACAUCUUGGUGGUGAGCUGUGAUUUGAUAACCGAUGUGGCUCUACAUGAGGUUGUGGACCUCUUUCGUGCACACAACGCCACCCUGUCGAUGCUCAUGAGCAAAGUGCAUGAAUUCACAGAGACUGUCCCUGGCCAAAAGGGCAAGAAGAAAGCAGGAGAGCAGCGGGACUUCGUAGGCGUGGAUGUCACGGGAAAGAGGCUUCUGUUCAUGGCCAAUGAGGCAGACCUGGAGGAAGGCCUUAUUCUCCGGAAGUCAAUCAUGCGCAAACAUCCCAGAAUGCUCAUCAAGACCGGCCUGCUGGAUGCCCACCUGUACUGCCUGAAGAGAUCUGUGGUCGAUUUCCUAGUACAUAACAAGUCUGUCACCUCAAUCAGGGGGGAAUUAGUGCCGUAUUUAGUGCGCAAGCAAUUCUCCAAGUCUUUAAACUCCAAAGACGCAACAGAGGAUACAGAAAAGAAUCAAAAACAACAGGAUGCUCACCACAAUUUGGAGCUCCUCAGCACUAGCAAAGAUGAGGCGCUGCUCCAGCUUGCCCGGGAGAGGUCAUGUUGGAACGAUCAUCGUGGAGACAUGAGCGAGGCCUACCAUGGUGGAAAGCUACGUUGCUAUGUUCACAUCAUGGAAGAUGGCAUGUGUUACCGCGUCAACACGCUUGCCGCUUAUAUAGAGGCCAAUCGUGUGGUUCCAAAGCUGUUUGAGGACCCUCCAAUACAUCCGAGCGCUGCUGUCUCAGAACGCUCUUUGAUUGGAAGUGACAGCAUUAUUGGGCCAUCUUGUCAGAUAUCAGACAAGACAUCCAUCAAGCGUUCAAAUGUUGGCACAUCAUCCGUAAUCAAGGAGAAGGUGAAGAUCACCAACUCCAUCAUCAUGAAUGGAGUCACUAUUGAAGAAGGGUGUAACAUUCAAGGCAGCGUGAUCUGCAACAACGCAGUGAUUGGACGUGGAGCCGACAUGAAGUACUGUCUCGUGGGGAGCGGCCAGCGCGUAGAGCCAGAGGGUGAGAACGCUGCAGGUUACACUACACACACACACACACACACACACACACAAAAACACACACUCUACACUUCUGUAGUUCCGCAGUGUUCGUAUUAAAUCCAGCCUUUUGUGUUUGUGUUUAUGUGUGCACCCUCACGCCCAUGUCUGCCUUUUCGUGUGUGUGAUCUUGUGUGUGUAUGUGCGUUUUAAUCUGUUUUAAUAGCGUAUUAAAACCUAAGCUUGUGUGUACAAUUGAGCUUUAUUAUUUAAUAUGCUUAAUCCUUGCGGUCUUAGAUCACCGCGAGGUUUGUGUGCGUCUAUUUGCGUGUGUGUGGCUUCAGGCUCUUGUAUUCCGGGUGGUCCGCGCCUGGUCUCUAACCUCUCCAUCAAUGACAGUGCCUUAAGGCGGCCCUAAGAUGUCCAGAGGCUGCACAGUCUAAUUGACUGAACAACAGGGUGUUGCUGCCUCGACUGACCCACCAGACCCCCCCACCCCACCGUAACUUUUCUCCGUCUCCACCCCCCACCUCUCCAUCAUCACUCUCGAGCUGGACUCGAUUAGUUGGCCAUAACCUCUAAAAAUGCUUAGGCUUAUUGAAGUGCUCCCAGAAAUCCCAAAUUACAAGCUAGACCCCCUGUACUUCCCCCGACGCACACCCGCCCUCCGGCUUCGGCGCUUUAAGCGCAGCGCGAAACCACGAUUCAGAGUUAUCCCAGAAAAACCCGGAGCAGAGGUUAAUGUAACCUAUUAUUUAAAAAGCAUUGCUUAUAAUAACUGCAAUAAAUCCCCUUCGGUAGCCUUGAGGUUGACACUCGCUCCUUUGUACGCAGAUGCACAAAUUUAAUGUCAAGUCAAAGAGAGAAAUUAAGUUCAUUAAAGAGUCGCUGCUCGGUUUUGAUGUGUCUACCCUCCUGAAAUAAAAAGGCUGAUUUUUCCUUUGAGGUUGUGCUAGAAAAUUGAAAGAUUCCCUCUGAUGGUUAUGUAGCUGAGUGUAGCUUAAAUGUAAUGGUGGAUAAGAAUUUGUGCACCAUUAUAGAGGGUAAUGUGACUUGAGAGACUAAAGAGAGUAAGAGAGAUGAUGUUUUUAUGGAUGCAUGAUUUAUUGGUCACAACAUAUCAGACGGUAUCUGGCUGACUAGGCCAAUACUGGAAGCAGACAGUUAUGCUUUUCAUUCAAUUUAAACAAUGGGAUAAAAAAGUGCUAACUGUCAAGAAACAUCUGUCACAUGGAAAAUGCUUGUAUACUAAUAGUGUAACAAUCAAAAAAGUCUUGAAUUAUAUAUAUUAUGACUAUUUUAUUUCCUUGGGUUUUAUUAACAUCUUAUAUGAUUUUAUUCAUUUUACACUUAGUCAAGUUACUCAUAUAUUUGACAAAAUAUAUAUAUGAUGAAAGAGUAAACAGCUGCUUAACAUUUUUGCAGAAACAUCUGUUUGAAGUUAAAAUCUUUAUUGUAGACGUUUUUGCUGUUACUUUUUAUCUAUCUAUCUAUCUAUCUAUCUAUCUAUCUAUCUAUCUAUCUAUCGUUUCUUGGGAGAAAUUUUUCCAUUUUUGUCGCAUCAAUUUGACACUAUUUGAAGAUGUAUGAAUUAGACGUAUGAAAUACACUACAAACUGCUAUAUGCUGUCAGAGUUGGAUUCGUCUAUUUCUUUGGCCUAAUCAAAACAAAGCAAAAAAGAUAACAAUUGGUCAGCAUCCGGACAUAUUUUCCAUUUUCUUCUGCUAGUUUCCUUUUGAUGCCUGGUUUUUGAGUAAAACGUGUAUACAUUUAAUUUAAAAUAUAAGCGUGUAUUGUCGGCUGUAGCAUAGAAUAUAUGGGAAAAAUGUCAAUAUUGGCCCCAAUCGGCGCAUGCCAAGAUUAGUGUUCAUUUGCAGUUUAUAUAUUACCCCACGUUGCACUGUGGUACACUUGUAAUCUCUUUAAACAGCUGCUGAGUGAUUAGACAACUCUUAGUAGACUUUAUAGCCGUUCCACUAUGGUGGUCUAAUACAGUCAACUCCACACACACUCUCUUUCUCCGUCGUCUCAGUGUCUUUCUCUCAUUCACUCUCACUCUUUCUAUUCCCAGCUUGUUUACUGCUACUGGCUGUUGGCGUGUGUUGGCCACAAAGGAGUGAUAGACAUCUCAUAAACUCUAGCCGAAUGCUUUCUCUAUAAGGUUCUGUGUUCCCAGCAUCCUUGUCCUCAGGGGAUUGAGUGUGUUGGGUUAUGGCUGCUAAAAGCGUCCCAGGCCCUGGAGACGGGGUUGUACGUCCAGGACCACCCGGCCUGCCGCUCGGCACGCUGUUGUAAGGUGCAGUAGUUUUGCAGGUGUUUCGGGAGGCUGAUGACAUGUACCUUUCCUCAGACUGUUUAGACUCUUGUUCCAGCCUUCUCUCUUUGUGUUCGUCCCUCUCGCUCUCUUUCUCUCUCUCUCUCUCUCUCUCUCUCUCUCUCUCUCUCUCUCUGGCAUAGCACGCUCUAUUUGUCUUUCCCCAAACUCAGAACACAAAAACAGUCUUUUGUGCGGAUUCCUUCACACUAAAAUAUGUCUUUAUGUGGAUCAUUAAUCUCGCUCUCAAACGUUUAGUUUGGAGUGGUCACAUUCGGCAAGAGGAUAUCAUCCUUCCUAAGCGAGUGUGUAUAAGCCUGACACGUUUGUAAACUGUUUGCUUGUCACUGCGUGAUGGAACGGCCCACAAAGGUAAACUCCAGAUUUAAUAAAUAAAAGGGCUUUCCUGUCUUUGAGUUCUAGAAACGGUCAUUUCCACUUAAGUGACUCAUUUGAGUGUUGAAUGCUAACAGAACGCACAGCUCACGUCCUUUGAGGCACGACAGAUGCCUGACAGCUCUUUCUGAGAGUCUUGUUUUCUCUCCUCACAGCUGAAAGAACCAAUGAGGUCAUCGUUGGAUCAGACCAACUCAUGGAGAUCUAGAACCGUGUUGGAGAUGGAUCGCAGACCCCGAGACGCCCGCAUCAACCUGCUUCCAUGUGCAUAACCCUGCACAGGAUCCAUUUUUUAUGUGUCCAAAUAAAAAUGGAUUUAUUUA